Messenger RNA from Musa acuminata subsp. malaccensis (wild Malaysian banana), 2302 nucleotides. RefSeq names its product DEAD-box ATP-dependent RNA helicase 20. NCBI's taxonomy places the organism in Eukaryota, Viridiplantae, Streptophyta, Magnoliopsida, Zingiberales, Musaceae. Gene Ontology annotation, molecular function: RNA helicase activity; ATP binding; RNA binding. The record is from RefSeq and is a predicted model, not a curated record.
CCAUAUGCCUCGUAUUGUUCCAUUCUACAACGCCUGUCCCGAACUCGAAGCAAACCCUAAGGCGCCUCCAUCCGCUUCCCUCGAAGACGAGCGACGACCGACGAGCGACGAGGAAGCGAAGAUGAAUCCCUUCGAUCUCCGCUACGCCGAUCCUAAUUCCUACCGAGAGAGGCGCAGCGAUUUCAUGCGGCCGCCCUCAGAGAUGAACGGCCCCCCGAUUCCGAUUGGCGGCGGUGUAGGAUCCGACCCGCUACAUUCGCAAUCUGGUCCGGGCUUCGCUGCGCGUGGAGUCGCAGGCGGCGACACGGGCUCUUAUAUGGGCAGCGAUAGUAGCUUCGCAGCCCCUUCCACCUUCCCCCACUUCGCCACAGGAGGCGGUGGCGGGAGGCCCAGCGACGUCGACCGCGCUGGGGGAAGGAGAUUUGACUCCGGUAGAGGUGGCGGCCGUUCAGGUCGUGGGGGAACAGGAAGAGUAGGUGACCGUGGUUUCCAGUCAGGGAGGGGUGGUGGAACUGGCGAUGGUGGCACUGCUUGGAGGGGCCAAGGUUUUGGUGGCCGUGGAAGGGGCGGGGGAUUUGACGGUGGCCGAUGCGGAAGGGGAAGGUUUGAAGGAGGACGCGGGGGUGGUCGGGGUGGUUAUGGUAGUAGAGACUCUGUGAAGUCAACAGACGAUCUUGAUAAAAUCGCCCUUCCAAAGCAGAAUUUUCAUGAUCUCAUUCCGUUUGAAAAAAACUUCUAUAUUGAAAGCCUGUCGGUGCAGGCGAUGUCUGAACAGGAUGUCAUGCUAUAUCGGAAGAGGCGGGAGAUUACAGUGGAGGGUCGUGAUAUCCCUAAGCCGAUUCGGUUUUUUCAUGAGGCAAAUUUUCCUGCCAACAUUCUCCAGGUGAUAGAGAAGCGUGGGUUCAUUGAACCAACAGCUAUUCAAGCUCAAGGGUGGCCAAUGGCCUUGAAAGGCCGGGACAUGGUUGGAAUUGCUGAGACAGGUUCGGGAAAGACAUUAGCCUAUCUGCUGCCCGCACUGGUGCAUGUUAAUGCACAGCCUCGAUUGGCUUAUGGUGAAGGUCCAAUUGUUCUGGUCCUAGCACCUACAAGAGAACUUGCUGUUCAGAUACAAGAAGAAUCUUUGAAGUUUGGAUUACAUUCAAUUGUCAGAAGCACAUGCAUUUAUGGUGGGGCACCAAAGGGACCGCAGAUUCGUGAUCUUAAAAAAGGUGUUGAAAUUGUCAUUGCAACACCUGGUCGACUAAUUGAUAUGUUGGAAGCAUGCCAUACAAACCUACGUAGAGUAACGUAUCUUGUAUUGGAUGAAGCAGAUCGCAUGUUGGAUAUGGGGUUUGAACCUCAAAUAAGGAAAAUUGUGUCUCAGAUUCGGCCAGACCGACAAACAUUAUAUUGGAGUGCCACAUGGCCAAGAGAAGUGGAGGCUUUAGCUAGACAAUUUUUACAAAACCCCUAUAAGAUAAUCAUAGGAUCUACUGAUCUGAAAGCUAAUCAGUCAAUAAUGCAAAUUGUUGAAGUCAUCUCGGAGCUUGAGAAGUAUCCAAGGCUGAUCAAACUUUUGGGUGAAGUGAUGGAUGGAAGCCGAAUCCUCAUAUUUCUUGAGACAAAGAAAGGUUGUGACCAGGUUACUAGGCAGCUCAGGAUGGAUGGAUGGCCUGCAUUAUCAAUUCAUGGUGAUAAAGCUCAAUCUGAAAGAGACUGGGUUCUGGCAGAGUUUAAAAGUGGCAGAAGUCCGAUAAUGACUGCCACUGAUGUAGCCGCGCGUGGUCUUGAUGUGAAGGAUAUAAAAUGUGUCGUCAAUUUUGAUUUUCCAACGAGCCUCGAGGAUUAUGUUCAUAGAAUUGGGCGUACUGGUCGGGCCGGCGCCAAAGGCACAGCAUUCACCUUUUUCACUCAAGCAAAUAUACGGUUUGCGAGGGAGCUUGUUAAAAUCCUACAGGAUGCUGGUCAGAAUGUAAGUCCAGCACUGGCUUCGAUGGCCAGGUCGGGCGGAGGUUCUGGAGGAAACUUCCGGUCAAGGGGGCGAGGCAAUGGGAAUCGAUCCAUAUCUGGGUCCAACACUAUUCCAUUAGGAGGAAGAAGACCAUGGUAAGCGUGGUGCUUUAAAUGAAAAAACCAAUUCACUAAGUGGAGUUAUAUGACUCAGACAUAUCAUCUUUCGUUGUAUCCGAUUCGCCAGUCUGUUGUGGUUGGUCAUGCCUAGAAAUAGAGUUUUUUCUUCAUUUCUUCUUUAUAGACUUGCCUGUUGCAAGGGAUGGAAUCGAUACUAAUCACUCAGCAAUAGAUCAACCUUUUGCCCAUA